Molecule: messenger RNA, 3020 nt
Organism: Macadamia integrifolia
Lineage: Eukaryota; Viridiplantae; Streptophyta; Magnoliopsida; Proteales; Proteaceae
Product: zinc finger CCCH domain-containing protein 24-like
Exons: 14
Coding region: 175-2835 (886 amino acids)
Biological process (GO): RNA processing
Molecular function (GO): metal ion binding; RNA binding; RNA methyltransferase activity
Source: RefSeq, a predicted model, not a curated record
UCCUGUGUGAUUGGAGAAACUUCCCCGAAAAUCCUGCUUUGGCGAGUCGGAACUUUCAGUGUUUUUCAGAUUGGAGUAGGACCAGUAGGCUUCUUCCGUUCAACAGUUAUAGGAUCCUCACUCAGUUUCGACUGAGUUGGAGCAGGGCGGUGACGAACUCCCGAGUCCCCAACAAUGUCGGCUUCACCAGGAAACACUGCUUCUGUCACCGACACAGAAAACCCUUCUCACGAAGUAAUCAACUCGUUCGAUACCCUGCCCUUGAACGCCGGUGAUUCUAUCGAGCAACUGCGUCCUAAAACCCCCGACGAAGUAGGAACAGCGGCGGCGGCGGGGAGCGACGGAUUAAGCGAUACAGCAGCGGCCGGUGAAGAAACACAACCAUUGAAUCUUGAGUCAGAGGACUGCUUGGGUUCACUAGGUGAGAAGCGUAAGAGAGAGGAUACCGAGGCUGAGGAGGCAAACGGAGAAGCCAAAGAUGCCACCAAUCCGUUGUGGAAGACAACUCUCUGUUCGUAUUUUAGGCGCUCAUCGGGGUCAUGUAGCCAUGGGGACGGUUGCAGGUAUGCCCAUGGCGAAGAAGAACUGCGGGUUCGGCCGGAUAACACUUGGGACCCAACGUCGGAAAGGGCAAAGAAGCUAAUGAAGUGCGAGAAUGGAGAGAGAGUUACUAAUUCUUCUGAUGUAGGGGAAAACGUUCUCAUGACAGAUGCUUUAGUCUAUUCGUCUGAUCCCUCCCUUGCCAAAUGCUUGGUGCAUCUCCCGCGGAACUGGACUUCAGACAAAUUAAGGAGCCAUCUUACCGAACAGGGAAUUUCGUUUGAAACAGCUAAAAAGAAGAAGGGUAUGACUGUUGGUUUCGUGACCUUUGAAAGUACAGAGCAGGUUAAAAAUGCAAUUGAGAUGCUGGAUGGAAAACCUAUAGCCAGUAGGCAUGUAAAGGUUGCGGAUAUUAUUCCACGAUCAUUUGAGAAUAAAACUAGAUCGACAAUCCCUCCUACUGAGAGUAACAAGCAACAUACAGAGACUUUCUUGACCAACGAUAAUCCAGGUGCUUCUGUCUUUUCAAAUAAUUGUCAGGAUCCUGACUCUGUUGAGAAGAGUGAGUUAGUAAUUGAUGGUUCUGUUUCAAGCAAAAGAAAUGUCAGUGAUGUGGUGACCCCCCUUGCUCAUAUGCCCUACAGUGAUCAGUUGGAGCACAAGAAAAGUUCCCUCCUACAAACUCUUAAAAAACUUAGUCGAAAUGCACGUAAAGCCUGUCCAGAUAAAGUUCCCCUUCCAGAGUGGAUUCUCAAGUCUAGGGAAAUUGGUGGUCUUCCAUGCAAACUAGAGGGUAUUCUUGAAUCACCUCUUGUGAAUGAAUACCGAAACAAGUGUGAGUUCUCAGUUGGAUAUUCCGUAGAGGGCAAACUAACUGUAGGAUUUAUGCUUGGAAACUUCAGGGAGGGUGUGACUGCAGUUGAGGAGCCUGUGGGCUGCCCAAACGUUUCUAGAAUUGCUUGCAGAUUUGCCUUGAUCUUCCAAGAGUUUUUACAACAUUCAACUUUUCCAGUCUGGAACAGAAUAAAUAAUACUGGCUUUUGGCGUCAGUUGACGGUUCGAGAAGGCCGUGAUCCAGGUCAGACUGUUGAGACUGGAAAUCCAGUAUCCAACGUCUCAGAAGUCAUGCUUAUGGUUCAGGUUUGCUCAUUGGGUGUUGAUGAUGAACUGAUAACAAGUGAAUUCGAGAGAAUGGUUCAACAUUUUGUUUCAGGAGCUGCUGAAAAUUCACCUCCUCUUCCUCUAACAGCAUUGGUAAUUCAGGAUCACACAGGAAUAUCAAAUGUUGCGCCGGCUGAUGCCCCUUUGCGCCCACUAGCCAUACAAAAGGCAGGAGCCACUAGUGGAUCAGAUGCCUUAAAUAACACUGCAGAAGCUAGAAUUCAUGACUACAUCUGCAAUCUUCGCUUCUCUAUAUCACCAACAGCUUUUUUUCAGGUUAACACUCUUGCUGCAGAAAAGUUAUACUUGCUUGCUGGCGAAUGGGCUGGGCUGGGUCCUGAUACCUUGCUUUUUGAUGUAUGUUGUGGAACUGGAACAAUUGGCCUAACAUUAGCUCAUCGAGUUGGUAUGGUUGUUGGCAUUGAAAUGAAUGCUUCUGCAGUCUCUGAUGCUCACAGGAAUGCAGAGAUUAAUGGCAUAAAAAACUGCAGGUUUGUCUGUGGGAAGGCAGAGGAUGUGAUGGGAUCUCUCUUGAAAGAGUAUUUAAAUGUGCCACCCAAGAAAGACGUAACUGAUAAUGUCCCUGUAAGCAGUGGCGAAGAAGAUACACAUGAUAGAGAGAAAAAGGAAGAUGCCUCUGUGGACAAAAUACCAGAUCUUGAAGAGAAAUCAAAAUAUGAAUUGAGUGAUGUUAAAAGUGCAUCAGGCUGUCCAAAUAUAGGUGGGGAUGAAUAUGAAGAACCAAUCAAGAAUAGCUGCAUUUUGGAAGAUAAUAAUAAAGUGCCCAACUAUAAAGAGGUUGUUGCCAUUGUUGAUCCUCCACGUGUUGGUCUUCAUCCUGUUGUUAUUAAAGCUUUAAGGACUCAUCCAUGUUUACGGCGGCUUGUUUACAUCUCCUGCAACCCUGAAAGUUUAGUGGCAAAUGCGAUUGAGCUUUGUACACCAUCCACUGACAAAACUGAGCGAGGGAAUAAGAACAACCGGGCGUGGAGGAACAUGAGCAGUGCAGGUCUGGCAAGACACAGGGCCAAGUCCAUGCCCAACUCAGAACCUUUCCGACCUGUCAAAGCAAUGGCUGUCGAUCUCUUCCCGCACACCCCACACUGUGAACUGGUGAUGCUUCUGGAGAGGUAAAUAGGGUGAAUCCAUUAAAUGUCCUAGCUUACUGCAGAUUUUUUUUUUUUUGGGGGGGGAUGAAUAGCUUACUGCAGAUUAUCAACACAGGAGAUCCUACAUCUUUUUUCUUCAAUUAAUAUUUCACAUAAGUUUUGUGUUGUAUUUAAGAGUUAAAAUAAAAUUUUGAGGUUAUUUUCUGUGCA